AAACAGCAUGAGCGGGAGAGGGAAAUGCUGGGGUUCGGGGCAGUUAGAGGAGAGGCUGGUUUGUCCCAGGAAACCCCUGCAGAGCCCACUGCCCAGUCCUGCCCUUGGGCCGGGGCAGGCGCAGCAGCCUCAGGGGACCAUUUGAGACCUGGAGGUUGGGGGCAGAGGCUGAGGCAUAUGGAAGUGAGUCCUCAUUGACCUUAGAGGUGUUCUCUGUUAUAAUGGGAAACGAUCCCUUUUACUAGUGAAGGGCUAUUUAUUAUCUAACACAUGUGUUGCUCUUUGUUCAACUUUUUAUUAUGGAAAGCAUCAAACAUAUACAAAUACGGGGAAAAUAGUAUGAUGACCCCUCACCCCUGUAUUCACCACCCAGCUUCUACAGUUAUCAACUCACAGGUUGGGGCCAGCCGGCCGGCCCCAAUCGGCCAAUCGGGCUGGGCUGGCUGUGGGGAGGGGACGCGGGAGAUUGGCCAGCCGCCCCCGCCUCCUGGUCGAACUCAGGGUGGAGGGGACAAUUUGCAUAUUAGCCUUUUAUUAUAUAGGAUAGCCACCCCCUCCCUGCAGUGGAUUUUUGGAAGCAAAUCAUAGACAUAUUUUGUUCUUUCGAUGAAGUCUAUUAUGGGCAGUACAUCUCUUUUUACAUGAAGCGGGUCUUCUUUUUGGAUGGCAGCGGACCGCCCUUUGGCCACAUGCUGCUGGCUUUGGGAGGUUAUUUGGGAGGAUUCGACGGCAACUUUGUGUGGAACAGAAUCGGAGCAGCUCCGCUGUGGUUGCGUUCCAGAAUACAGCAGCAACGUGCCCGUGUGGUCCCUGCGCCUGCUGCCGGCCCUCGCAGGGGCCCUGUCGGUGCCGAUGGCCUACCAGAUCCUGUGGGAGCUCCGAUUUUCUCACUGCGCCGCCAUGGGAGCCGCCCUGCUGAUGCUCAUCGAGAAUGCGCUGAUCACGCAGGCCAGGCUGAUGCUUUUGGAAUCGCUGUUAAUAUUUUUUAAUCUACUGGCCGUGCUGUCCUACCUGAAGUUCUCCAACUCCCAAAAGCACAGGCCCUUCUCCCCGAGCUGGUGGCUGUGGCUGACGCUGACCGGAGUGGCCUGCUCCUGCGCCGUCGGCAUCAAGUACAUGGGCAUUUUCACUUACUUGCUGGUGCUCGGAGUCGCCGCCGUCCACACCUGGCACCUGAUCGGAGACCGGGCUCUGUCCAAUGUCUGUGUGCUGUGCCACGUGCUGGCCCGCGCAGUGGCUCUGGUGGUCGUCCCGGCCGUCACGUACCUGCUGUUCUUCUACGUCCACUUGACGCUGCUCUGCCGCUCCGGGCCCCACGACCAGAUCAUGUCCAGCGCGUUCCAGGCCAGCCUGGAGGGGGGGCUGGCUCGGAUCACGCAAGGCCAGCCCCUGGAGGUGGCCUACGGCUCACAGGUCACCCUGAAGAGCGCCUCGGGCAAGCCUGUGCCCUGCUGGCUCCACUCCCACCCGAGCACCUACCCGCUGAGCUACGAGAACGGCCGGGGCAGCUCCCACCAGCAGCAGGUGACCUGUUACCCCUUCAAAGAUGUCAACAACUGGUGGAUUGUCAAGGACCCCGGGAGGCACCAGCUGGAGGUGAGCAACCCGCCCAGGCCCGUGCGGCACGGGGACGUGGUGCAGCUGGUGCACGGCAUGACCAGCCGCCUCCUCAACACGCACGACGUGGCAGCCCCUCUGAACCCCCACGCGCAGGAGGUGUCCUGCUACAUCGACUACAACAUCUCCAUGCCCGCCCAGAGCCUCUGGAGGCUGGACAUCGUGAACAGAGAGUCGGACGCUGAAAUCUGGAAGACCAUCCUGUCGGAGGUGCGCCUCGUGCACCUGAACACGUCCGCCAUCCUGAAGCUGAGCGGGGCCCACCUCCCCGACUGGGGCUUCCGGCAGCUGGAGGUGGUCGGGGAGAAGCUGUCCCGGGGCUACCACGAGAGCGCCGUGUGGGCCGUGGAGGAGCACCGCUACGGCAGGAGCCAGGAGCAGAAGGAGAGGGAGCUGGAGCUGCACUCACCAACUCACGUGGACGUCAGCAGGAACCUGAGCUUCAUGGCCAGAUUCUCGGAGCUGCAGUGGAGGAUGCUGACGGUGAGGAGCGACGACUCGGAGCACAAGUACAGCUCCACGCCGCUGGACUGGGUCACCCUGGACACCAACAUCGCCUACUGGCUGCACCCCAGGACCAGUGCUCAGAUCCACCUGCUGGGGAAUGUGGUGAUCUGGGCUUCCGCCGGCCUCGCCACUGCGCUGUACGCCCUGCUCUUCUGCUGGUACCUGCUCCGCCGCCGGAGGCGUGUCUGUGAGCUCCCCGAGGAUUCUUGGCUGCGCUGGGUGCUGGCCGGGGCCCUGUGUGCUGGCGGCUGGGCGACGAACUACCUCCCGUUCUUCCUGAUGGAGAAGACGCUCUUCCUCUACCACUACCUGCCCGCACUCACCUUCCAGAUCCUUCUCCUGCCCGUGGUCUUGCAGCACAUCGGCGAGCACCUGUGCAGGUCCCAGCUCCACAGGAGCCUGUUCGGCGCCCUGGUGGUGGCGUGGUACUCGGCCGCCUGCCACGUGUUUAACAUGCUGCGCCCACUGACCUACGGGGACAAGUCGCUGUCACCCAGCGACCUCCAGGCCCUUCGCUGGAAAGAGAGCUGGGACAUCCUGAUCCGCAAACACUAGCAGGACUGGCACGAGACAUCCAGGGUCGGGACCGGGACACGUUCGGGGGAGCUGGCCAGGCCUGGCAGGGGCUCUCCUCUGGUCCCCUUCACCUUAAGCACCUUAUUCUUAUGCGGACAAUAAAGAACAUGCUGUGCCCACAAA
This is a messenger RNA of Myotis lucifugus (little brown bat), 2823 nucleotides long. RefSeq names its product protein O-mannosyltransferase 1 (gene POMT1). The record is from RefSeq and is a predicted model, not a curated record. Gene Ontology annotation, molecular function: mannosyltransferase activity. NCBI's taxonomy places the organism in Eukaryota, Metazoa, Chordata, Mammalia, Chiroptera, Vespertilionidae. The coding region runs from base 664 to 2679 and encodes 671 amino acids. Gene Ontology annotation, cellular component: membrane. Gene Ontology annotation, biological process: protein O-linked glycosylation. The transcript has 19 exons.